AUGUCUGCCGAGGCUCUGAAGACAGCGCCAUCCUGGCUCACCCACCCCGCUACGCCACCGGUCGUCAUCAAGCCCGUGCCCGCGACGGUGAGCACGGUCAAGCCCUGCUGGCUCUGCGGACGCAACGACGGCCUUAUCUUGCCUUGCAUGGGCUGCUUGAUUUCCGUGCACGCCGAGUGCAUUGGCGGACACCAGCUCUGUGGCAGUUGCCGCAUCACGCAAGCCGCGCCAGCCUUUGAUCCUGUCGCGACCAACGACCCGACGACCGCAGCGAUGGUCCGGGGUAUCGCGUACAUUCACUCGGUCAUGUCCAAGCCCGACCUGUUCUCCCUCGUGGGCCACGUGUCGGUGCUGCACCUGCUGGAGCUCGCCGUGCACGCACCGCCUGCCGUCAAGCCGAUGGCCGAGUACUACAUUCCCCAGUUCACACAGCGCUGGCUCCGCGACAAGCUUGUGGACGUUGUGACGAAGAAGCUCUCGACCAAAGACCUCAUCAACGCCAUCGUCGGACUCUACAGUCUCAAGCGGGCCAACGUCUCGAACGGGCUCGUCGAAGCCAUCGCCGUGCAAAUCGCACAGCACUCGGUCGUCGACCUCCUCGGAUGGGACCCGCGGAGGGAGCUACCCAAUGUCCGGUACUCGAACCUCUGCGGCGGCUGCGGCAUUCGAAAUGACCGUCGUGUUGUCAAGUGCAAGUGUGGUCGGCUCUGCUCGUUUCCGUCACUCUACGAAGGCUUUCGGUCGACGUUUGUGAUCGUCUACCACGCGGAGCAAGUGGGCAUCCCCAUCGGCUGCAGCAUCGUCGACGUGAUCCAGCACUGGCCGGUGCUGCGCAAGUGCUACAUUACCAACCCGGCCUCGGUGCAGGAGAACACUCUCUACGGCGAGCAGCUCAAGAUGAUUUGCUCGCUCUUGGAUCUCCUCAGCAACCACGGAACGCGGCUCUUCCACCCGUCGCUCUUUGAGCUCGAGCACAAGCUCCUCUUCAACGCCGAUAUGCUCCGCAAGUGGAUGAACUCGACCAUGUACGACCAGCUCGGCACGGCGCUGCACUGCAUGCAGCUCUUCUCGGCGACGUCCCCCGCGCACCAGCAAGUGAUUGCGACCUGCCGCACGUUCACGCAUAAAUACGUGGAUAUCCUGCGCUACAAGGCGACCCACUCCUGCGUCAAGGCGCUCAUGUCGCCGAUUGUUUCGGGGUUUGGCCCGAGCCACGUCGACGUCCAUGCGUACCUCCAGCAGUGGACGCCGACGCCGCACAUGACGCCAGCGGGCAUCCCGAUCCAGCACCGCCACUUUGACAAUCUGCGCAAGAUCUACAAGGGCCACUUUGAGAUUGGCAAGCCCGACGACGACGGCAACACGUUCCGCGCCGCCAUCCAGCAGCAUUUGAGCAACCUCCUUCAGAAGACGACCGAGACCGAUCCGGUCGUAACGCCGCGCGGCUGGCAACGCUACACGCGCGACGUCUGGGACCGCGACACGGUCAUCGAGUCGUACAACGUGCUGACCAUGUCGGACCUCUCGAUCUUUGACGGACUCAAGUUUGAGGAUGGUGAGGUGCUCGUUGCGGCCGACGAGGCGGCGGCCAACGCCCAGGACGAUGACCUGCUCAUCAACGACGACGAAGACGACGACGACGACGACAUGAUUGACACGGACAGUGUCAUUUUGGUCGACGACGAUGACGACGACGAAGAGACAAAGACCAACCAUGACGACGACGACGACGAGAACGCGGCGUAA
Saprolegnia parasitica CBS 223.65 is the source of this 1746-nucleotide messenger RNA. RefSeq lists its product as hypothetical. The record is from RefSeq and is a predicted model, not a curated record. NCBI's taxonomy places the organism in Eukaryota, Oomycota, Saprolegniomycetes, Saprolegniales, Saprolegniaceae. The coding region runs from base 1 to 1746 and encodes 581 amino acids. The transcript is spliced from 12 exons.